Messenger RNA from Penicillium nucicola, 441 nucleotides. RefSeq names its product protein ccpA (gene ccpA). The coding region runs from base 1 to 441 and encodes 146 amino acids. The transcript has 2 exons. NCBI's taxonomy places the organism in Eukaryota, Fungi, Ascomycota, Eurotiomycetes, Eurotiales, Aspergillaceae. The record is from RefSeq and is a predicted model, not a curated record.
AUGCACUUCUCCAAGACCCUCGCCUCCGUGGCCACCUUCGCCAUGACUGCUUACGCCGGCAUGCCCGUCGCCAGCAUUGACUUCCAAUCCUGGGAGAAGUGCGACGUGGGCGCCCCAGCCCUGGGCGAGCCCAAGUUCGUUGCUCGCGUCACAGCCACCCCAUUGACCUGUGACAAGACCACCGUCAACCGCGACUGGUCCAUCGACAACUACUCUUUCAAAGCCCGCCUGGAUACCAAGGACACCGCCUACUGCCAUGGUGUGAUUAUCUGGAACAACGACGGCUGCUCCGGCGAGCCCACUACUUUCCUUCCCUUCGACGACAGCCCCUUCGCUGCGGGCAAGUGCCUCCCUGACAUUCUGGACCCCGGCUGGGUUUCCUUCAAGCUGGCUUGUGACUUGCCUGGCAAUGCUGCUGUCGCGGCUGCGGGUGAGUUCUAG